This is a messenger RNA of Racocetra persica, 138 nucleotides long. NCBI's taxonomy places the organism in Eukaryota, Fungi, Glomeromycota, Glomeromycetes, Diversisporales, Gigasporaceae. The record is from the annotation of a GenBank genome assembly.
CUGAAAUUGCGGAAAUGGAACGGCAAGAGAAGAAGGAUAAUGAAAAUUCUUCACAGACACAAGAAAUUCAACAAAAUGGUUCUGGACCAGAAUCUUUAACGCAUAUCUUAACUGAAAAUGGUGUAAAACAAGAAUUAC